AUGGGAGAACGUGAAAUUAAAAAUCAAACAGUAUUCCUCAUUGAUCUUGAAACUCUAAAUCUAACAAAUGCUGCGGAAAGAAAACAAGUUCACCAAUCAAUUAUUUUGUCCACCUUUCGAAUUUUGUAUUUUUUUCAAUGUCAGUCUCAUAAAUUCAACACCGAGGAUACUGGCAAGAAAGGAGACACCCUGAAAUGGAGUUUCAAGUUUUUUCACUCAUCAACUUACAAAGCUGUUCGAAAUCAAUCCACUUUACGAGAAUUUAGAUUGAAACAUUUCAGUGAAUUUGAAAAUGAAUGUGAGAAGAUCCUAUCAAAACAACAGAUGAAAAGCCAAUCUCCUAAAGAAAAUCCCCAAAGUAAAACUUCUAAGACUUCAAGUCCAGCUGAUAAUUUGUCAAAGGCCCUGAAAGAGGUUAUUUAUGACUUCCAAUGGGAAAGUCCAGAAUUUUUUUCACCAAUGAAAGGACGUAAAAAUCAUCUGAAAAAAGCAGUACCCACUUCAUCCAAUUCAGUGUUCGUGUUUUCAAAGAUACCAAAGGAUGCUCAAGACUUACGUAGCUUUUGUGGAAAGAAAGUGAUAGAUGAUGAAGUUUUUAUGGAUUCAUUUAUGUCCUCAUCAUUAUUUGAUAUGUUUCACAUUUUAUCUAAAUUAUCAUUGUUUUGGAUUGAUACAGAACUUCAUCAAACAUUUAAAGAUAAGAAUGCUCAGGAAAUAGUUAGUAAAAGUUUAAAGAAAGUUGGCGGUUGUUUUAUUUCUCUGAACAGUUUAGUUAAAAUUCCGCUUAGCAAUUUCAAAUCAUGUGUUCAUAAACCGUUGUCAGAUAUCAGUACAGAAAAACAUUCCCUGCAGCCAGAGGAACAGAAAAAUGAUAGAAAUUUUGGCUGCAUAUUUAAUGACUUUAUUAAUAAUUUACCUAUUGAAACAGUGUUACAUCACAAAAUAGAUACAAAUACAGACAAUGACUGUGAAGUAGAGGCAUGUUUUAAUCUUGUUGAUGGUUGUAUAGCUCAUACCAAUCCUGAUUAUCAACAUUUACCAAUAGCUCAGUCUUACCUAUGUCAUAAUGUAAAGGAUUAUUCUGCUGCUGGUACCCUACCUAAUAUAUUACCUGAUAUGUUAUCAGAUUUAAUGAAAGAAGAUAAAAAGAUGGUUGUAUUAAGUACUGGAGUUUUGCCAUAUUUGGGUAUUUUACACCCAGUUACUGAAAAUGGUUGUAUGUUAUUAUUGUACCACAUUGGAUCUACUUUACAGAUAGAGAAAGCUAUGUUAAAACAGGAAUAUAAAGAUAUUGAAGAAAAUGAUAGUAAGACUGAUCCUAUACCUUGUAAAUUAUCAUCAAAUCAACUUUCUGGACUUGGUCAACAGUUUCAUCUUCACUCGAGACAAUCCAACCAUAAACAAAAAGGAAUUGGUAAAAGAAAAGUGAAGAAAUAUAAACCACAAGUAUUAGAUAAAUGGCAUUUACCAGGAACAUCACAUGGUAUGGAAUCUAUUGUUAUGAAACUAAAUGAAAGAUUAAAUGAUUUGGAAUUCUUGGAUUCAAAGGAGAAGAAUACUUUAAAGAAGUUACAAAAGUUUUACAGGAAACAAAAUCAACCACCAAAAUUAGAGGAUCUAAAUCCUACAGCUCAGUUUCAACAUAUAGAUGAGAAUGCUUUGUCAGCAGAAGAUAUAAAAUUGAACAAUACAACAACAGAAGCAGGUUAUUCAUUACGUCGUCAGUCAUCAUCUCUAUCACGAACAGAUAUCAUCAUGAAUCGUAGUAAACAUGUACAGAAACGACAGAGUAGUGAGAUAGCUGGGACUGGUGUUAAGACUAGUGAAGAUAUUAAAUGUACUAUUGAUUUGAGUAAUAUAGAUCUACAAACAGAUGAAGAUGUUUGUAAUUAUAUAAAAGACCUGUACCAGAACUGUUUAGAUACUAUAAAUAGUAACAAUCUAGAAACCACAAUACGAACAUUAGUUACAGUUGUAUUACAUUAUAUGAAAACUAAUAACAGAUCUGAACCUGAGGAAAGCUGUAAAAGUUUAAUUAAUAAAACUAUAAAACAAUCUAAUAGUCAAUUACGAGAAAAAUAUCAAACCAGAACUACAGACCAAGAUAAAAAAGACAAAAUGUCAGAUUAUAAAUUACAGAUAUUGUUAUUAUUAGAAUUAGAAUCUGUUAUAAUGUCUGAAGAUGAGGAAUAUAUAGAACAAUGUGCUGAAGAGGCUGUAAAUAUGUUGAGAACAGUAUCAUUUAUAUAUGAUCAGUCAGUAGUACCUACAUUUCUUAAUGAAGUUAUAGUAACAAAUUAUUCAGCUACACUACCCAAGCUAUUGAUAUCAAUAUUUGAUGAGUUAAUGCAACCAUUACCACCGGAGUUAGCAGGUUUUGCUUCACCUAAUACUAGUGCAGAUACACCUUUAAAUCACUCAGUCAAUAGUCAUCAUGAUAACUCAGUGUUUCAAGAACCAUCUUCUAAUACAUCUAAUCAUUCUGAUAUACUCUUAACUCAACCAUCUAGAAGAAGUAGAAGAGUUGUUCAUCAUCCAAGUUUAUCAAAUAUUGGUAGUAAAAAACAGAUUAUGGUAGCACUAGAUAACAAACCUAAAGUACCAAAGGAGAAGAAAGAAAAGAGAAGAACAGUAGUGAGUAAACCAAGUAAAUCAAAACCUAAACAAGGAGAAGCUGUAAAGGUGAGAAGAAAUUUAUUUGAAGGUGAAAAACCUAAGAUAGAUCGUCGCCAGUCUGUAGCUAUAAUGGAAUCAGUUCGUAGAUCUCCUAGAAAACACAAAAUAUCAUCAACAAUUAAGAACUCUUUCGGUUCUCGUUCACCACACAAGAGAUUAGUUUCUGAAACACCAUCACAUAAACAGAAAAGUAACGUAGUUUGGAGACAACAAGAAAGGAAAAGAAGAAGAACAAAUUCUAAAGAUGAUAUAAAUGUUGUUGAAGAAUCUCCAAUAAAAGCUUGUGAAGAUCAAGGAGAAUCAGUAACAGAAGUAAAAGCAAGCCCUGGAAGAUUUAGAAAGAAGGCUACUGUUACCAGAAGAUCAUUUUAUUCAGCUUCCUCCACCAGGACAAGACCUCGUAAUUUAUCUGCUUAUUAUAACUUAGGAGAUAGAAUAGCUGGUAGAAAUCGUGGACUCUCACAAACUGAAGAUAAAUUAAGCCUGUCGUUGAAUCAACUAGCCAAAACAUCACCAUGUAAAAAAUUCAUGUCACCUACCCGCAGAUCUCGAGAUCUCCUAAUGUCUCAAUUGAUGAGUCCAUCACCAAAUAAAAAUAUUACCUCAAGACUAGCUCAAUCACCAAGCCAAAGAACAAGAUCUAAAACACCAAGUAGGAUUCUGUUUGAGAGUCCAAGACGAAGAGUCCAUUCACCAUCAAAGUUAUUGGGAGUAUCUAUUCCUGAAAGUCCUCAUGGAAAAACACCUAAGAAGCAGACGUACCACCCCUUACGAUCAACAACUACACCAAAAUCUAAAAGUUUAGUUUGUGAAACACCAGAGAAAACAACACCUACUAAAGUGUUCAAUACGCCUUUAAAACAUACUCCAAAACGAUCAUCUGAACUAAACAACAAAGAAAACCGUGACAUCAACCACGAAAACAUUCAUCACACACCCAUAUCAUCCAGAAAGAUUCCAUCAACACCUGAUGGGUCAAGAGAAACUUCCGAUGCUAAAGCCAUAGAUCAUACUCUCAAGUUAAAUUCUACAGUAUUACAUGAGACACCUACAAAAACUCCUAAAAGUAAAAGUGUUAAGAAGGCUUUACUGAAAGACUCUCCUUUUCGUAAUACCCGAUCUCAAGGUCCUAUCACGCCAACUAGGAAUUCAGUAUGUACAGCCCUGUUUACCACCAGUCCUCUUAAAACAUACGUUCCACCUCAGGCUAGGCCUCAAAAAGAAGAAUCAGCUGUAUUUAAAACACCCAGCAAAACAUUCAAAUUAAAAUCACCUCCUUCAACUCACAAACAAAAAUUAUUUAGUCCCUUGAAAAAUGUAUUGGAGAGGAAUUCAAAAGUGGAAAAUAUUUCACCAGAUAAACCAACUUAUAUAAUACGAACACCAUCUCCUCAUGAUAAAAAUAUAAAAACACCAGACUCUUUAGAUAAAUGGCCACGAGUUAAACGCCAUAGAGAAUCACCAGCUAGAAAAGUAAAGAUCAACAAACCAAGUUUAGCUGAUGUUAUAGAUGACAAUAGUGUUUGUGAUCCUAUUUUAGAAUCUAAAAUGAAAAAGAAACGACAUCUAUCAGAUUGUGACAGUUCUGAAACAUAUUUAUUAUCACCAAAACGACAACGUUUGGACAAUGAAACUCACACUCAAACUAAUGAGUUGUCAUCUAAAGGUUACUUUUCAAAUAUUAAUAACAGUGUGUUCUUACCUAUCAAACAACCUGAUGAUAGUGGGGAAAAUAAUGGAGAUUUUGCAAGGAAAGAAUCACCAGUAUUUGGUUCAAGUCCACUGCGUACCAAAAUGGAAUCAGGAACUUUAGGAAUUACAAAUUUGUUACCAAAUAGUAGUCAAGAAUCAACUCUAUCUGAUGUUCCUGUACCAUUUCAAUCAAAACCUGAUUCUCCAGUAUUCAAGGGCAAAUCACCUGUAUCCAAAAUACAACUUGCUUUGGACACAACAAAAGGAAAAAAGUUCUCACCAUCACUGUCAUCUAAAAGUUUAGUCCAGUUGAUGAAUUCACCAUUAUUACAAUCUGGAAAGAGAGAACAUGUGACAUCUCCAAGGAAAAAAGGAUUGAAGUCCAGGAAAUCACUUAAAUUAGGCGACUAGAUAGUGUUUAUUUCUUGCACAACAGAACAUUGCCAACUUGAACAGUCUAAGUAGAUGCUGUAAAAUGUCUGUGAUUGUGUUAUUUAGGACACUUUUAAUCAAAACAGAAUUUCUUUCGAUAUUUUUUAAUCAUUGUUACGGACAAAAAUUUCUCCAAAAAUUCUCAUGCUCUAUCCCCUUCAUUUGGAUUUGAGGUUCCAAAAUAACUUAAUUAUUUAUCCAAAGGUUAGUUAACUAAGUACGGUUUCCAUCAGCAUAAUAUAAAGCCCUAUUUACAAAAUAUCAGAAUUUGAUGUUAACUCAAUAAAGCAAUUUGUAAAAGUAGAUCCAUGAUUAAGAAAAAGUAGUGUACUGGUGUCGAAAAACCUAUAUUUAUUUUUAUCAAAAAGUGCUUUAUUUAUUGUAAUUAAUAUUUAUCAUUGAAUUCAUUGUAGAAAUAAUGUCAAAAAUAAUAACCUUAUAAAUCAAAUUUUAAAAUAAAGUAAUCAUCAUCUUC
Messenger RNA from Lottia gigantea (owl limpet), 5275 nucleotides. RefSeq lists its product as hypothetical. Gene Ontology annotation, biological process: regulation of DNA-templated DNA replication initiation; mitotic G2 DNA damage checkpoint signaling; response to ionizing radiation. Gene Ontology annotation, cellular component: nucleus. The transcript is spliced from 18 exons. The record is from RefSeq and is a predicted model, not a curated record. Lineage: Eukaryota; Metazoa; Mollusca; Gastropoda; Lottiidae. The coding region runs from base 1 to 4779 and encodes 1592 amino acids. Gene Ontology annotation, molecular function: chromatin binding.